AGCUCCGAGCCGCUGCCAAAUGCGAACCACCCCCCCCCCCUCCUCCUCGGCACCCUGCGCCGCGCCACGGACUACCUGCCGGACACCCGCCCUGCUCGCCGCGGCGUUUGCGCGUUGGGAUUACCGUCGCGCAGAUCUUCCAGACGCCGCCGUUGCUGGAACGAAACGGAUGUGGUUAGAAAUGGGAGAGGGUUUGGGGCCUCUCUCCCCUGUAGGAUGGUAGCCGAUAGCACAGUGGAAGGCCAUGACAAGACCCGCUUGUCAAGCUCAUCCUCGUCGUCAUCAUCAUCAUCCUCAUCAUCCUCAUCAUCCUCCUCACCUUCCUCGUCAUCACCAUCGUCACGCCGCACAGAGUCGGCGCAGCUUCAGCGUCGGGCCGCUCCAGAGCCCAACCCCAGAUUGGCGCCUGUCCCCUCUGUGUAUCUGACCCACUUCCCUACCUUCUCCUGCAAGGAGGACUGCAAGAUCAUCACAGACACAGCGGUCAAGCUCGAGCGCAGCGGCUUCUACUGGGGCCCUCUGGGAGUGGAGGACGCCCACCGCAUGCUGCGGGACGCUCCGCUGGGCAGCUUCCUCAUCCGCGACAGUCGGCAGAAGGACAUCUUCUUCACACUGUCCUACAACGCCAAGAGCGGGCCGGUCAGCGUGCGCAUCGACUACAAGCGGCAGAAUUUCUCACUGGCGGGCAACGAGCGCACCUUCCCGACGCUCUUUGCCCUGUUGGAGCAUUACAUCAACUCUCCCAAGAAGAGCCUGAGCAUCCCUUACAGGAAAUGGGAGCCAACGCUGCAGGAACUGUGCAGGAAGCGCGUAAUGGAGCUCUGUGGGGGAGGAAGCCGUGUGUCAGAUCUGCCAGUCACCCAUGUGGUGCAAGACUUCCUAUUGGAAUUCCCUUACAAAUUAUGACCAGCUCACCAUGUAAGGUUUUGAUGGUAUUGUUUUUAAUUUCAAGAAGACUGUUUUUACCAAGCCACAGUAAACUGGAGGCAUUGGUAAUGCCUAUCCACCACGUGUUGAGGGUUAAGA
Messenger RNA from Xiphias gladius (swordfish), 1026 nucleotides. RefSeq names its product suppressor of cytokine signaling 1a (gene socs1a). Gene Ontology annotation, cellular component: phosphatidylinositol 3-kinase complex. Gene Ontology annotation, molecular function: 1-phosphatidylinositol-3-kinase regulator activity. The coding region runs from base 217 to 906 and encodes 229 amino acids. The record is from RefSeq and is a predicted model, not a curated record. The transcript is spliced from 2 exons. NCBI's taxonomy places the organism in Eukaryota, Metazoa, Chordata, Actinopteri, Istiophoriformes, Xiphiidae. Gene Ontology annotation, biological process: phosphatidylinositol phosphate biosynthetic process; intracellular signal transduction.